This is a messenger RNA of Oncorhynchus masou masou (cherry salmon), 3657 nucleotides long. Its product is annotated as E3 ubiquitin-protein ligase RNF182-like. The record is from RefSeq and is a predicted model, not a curated record. NCBI's taxonomy places the organism in Eukaryota, Metazoa, Chordata, Actinopteri, Salmoniformes, Salmonidae. The coding region runs from base 1282 to 2088 and encodes 268 amino acids. The transcript has 2 exons.
GCAGUUUAGCUGCAUGCAGCUUGCACUUGGUGUUGUUGCCACAGCAACCACUGAAGAUAAAUCUGUGCAGGUCUUGAUGCUACGGUGCUCGCGCUACCGCAUUGAAGGGGAGAUAGCAGUCCAACACGGGCAGAUGGGACCUCAAGAUCCACAGUGACUCACCGACAGGGCGCGACACCAGAUAACAAGGGAAGAAGAAAUGUGAUGGCGAUAAGCCUCGGUUACCUUGGACUUUGACUGAACACACUGGGAAGACUGUCAUACGAGCAGUGACCGUGCUGCUGUACCAGUGUCCUGAGAAUACCAAUACGGGCAAUACCACUACCCCUCUCCAGCUUGAUCGUUCGACAACCACUCACGCAAGAUUUCCUGACGGAUAUAAUCCAAUUCAUCCCUCCAUAUUUUGGAUAUUCCGAUCGAAACAAUAGUGGCACAGACAAAUUUGAAAAUGGUUCCCGCUCCCUGUCCACUUGUGUAUGUUUUGUGUUUACGCACUUUACACAUCACAGGCACUUUCAAAACCAGUAGGUUCUCUCAGUAAAUUGUUGGAAUGGUUUUGUCAUUGGAAACUCAUCUGCAGAUCUGAAUUUGUACCAAAUCUGCAGACAGACAUUGUAUGUGCAGGGUAACCAUGAGAGCAAUGCAUUGUAUGAUAGAUAACUGUAUGAUAGAUAAGUAGAUAACUGCAAAAGAAGCCCUCUGAUCCGAAGUCUGCCUGCUCUACGUUAGGGUAGGGACCAGUCCAAACCUGUCUUCCCCAAUCCUAUGCCCUCAAACACUAAUUUAGCACUAUAUUGUACAUCGUUGUGAAAGUAAAACCAAUCAACAUGCUCAACUGUACGAACUCAGUUAUUCAGGGUAUUCAGGACCAGACAAAAUUAUAUAUCAGGGCCUGAUUGUUCUCUUUGCAACGUAGGUGUCAAUAUUUGUGAAGUAAUACCGUAUGUGAAUGUAUUUUUACUGUGAAAAGGUGUAAAAAAAAAACUAUAUCUGUGCCAUCAUAUCAGUGUCUUAAAUCAUUAUUUUUACCCCACUUCUUGUGAGCUAUAAUGUGGACAAUAACAAAUAACAGUCUAAAAAUAAGAUUCACUAUCUUCACACUUGAGAAAAAAAUCAUACAAGUCUUGAAUCUGGGACAAAACUAUACCGGGCAGCUGCGGUUGAAUCAGUGCAGGGUGACGCCUUGGAACAUUUAGACUCACCAUUCCUGGCUAGCGCUGCUGCAUCAGCAUCUGCAUUCCUGGCGAUCUGGGCAUUCCGCCCUCCCUUGCCUCUCUCAGGAUGAACCAGAAGUUGGAGAAGUUGGACUUGGAGACGGACCAGCGCUGCCAGCCUCUGGUCUACACCGUGGAGGAGCUGGAGUGCAAGAUUUGCUAUAACCACUACGACACGCGCUCCCGCAAGCCCAAGGUGCUGGGCUGCCUCCACCGCGUCUGUACCAAAUGCCUGAAGAAGAUUGUGGAGAACUCGUCCCCCAGCAUCGUCAGCUGCCCAUUCUGUCGGCACGAGACGCACGUGCCCUACGAGGAGAUCUGGCUGCUGCAGGACGACAGCAACAUCCUGGCCAUCCUCACCUAUCAGGACCGGGCCAGGAAGAGUGGCGGUUCCAUUACCCCUGGCGGGGAGGUACUGCUCACCCCAAGCAGCCUGAGCGGAGGGGGAGGGGACGGCUGUGGUGGUGAUUCUGGGGGUGACUGCGUCACAACCGGCGAACAGUCGCAUAGCUCCUCCGACUGCCUGGUCAUCACCAUCAUGGAGGUGCCAGGCGAAUCACAGUCAUCGGACUCCAUGAGCAUGCUCAAUAUGGUUCGCCUGUACCGGCCCGCAAGCCUGGCCUCGCUGCCCUGCAACAUGCCCUUGCAGAAGUGUGGCGCUUGGACCUCGCGCAACUUUCCCAGCUUCCUAAUCGGUGUCCUGUGUCUGGUCUUCUUCUCGUCGCUGCCGCUGGGCAUCUACCUGCUGAUGAUUCAGCAGCUCACCCUGGGCGUCAUCCUGGUCAGCCUGGUGCCCUCCACCCUAGUUCUGUGUGUGUUCUACGGCUUCUGUCAAUGCCUUUGCCAUGAGAUCAUGCAGUCCAUAGCUACAUAGUCACGUCCCACUUUACUCCCCUCCCCUACUCAACCCUCUAAUACCAAUAUAUGUCUACCUGUGGACAUGACAUAGCGAGACCUGUAAUAGACCAAACCAAAUCACCGAUGCAUAUCUACAGUGCCGUGAAAAAGUAUUUUCAGCCUUUCUGAUUUAACCCUACUUUUGCAUAUUUUUGAUACUGAAUGUUAUCAGAUCUACAACGAAAACCUAACAUUACAUAAAGGGAACAUGAGUGAACAAAUAACACAACAAUUACAUAUUUAUUUCAUAAACAAAGGAAUUGCCCCUUUACACUCAAUAACUGGUCGUGCCACCUUUAGCAGCAAUGACUCCAACCCAACGCUUCCUGUAGUUGUUGAUCAGUUUCUCACAUCGCUGUGGAGGAAUUUUGGCCCACUCUUCCAUGCAGAACUGCUGUAAAUCCGCGGCAUAUGUGGGUUUUCUAGCAUGAACUGCUCUUUUCAAGUCCUGCCACAUCUCAAUUGGGAUUAGGUCUGGGCUUUGACUAGGUCACUCCAAAACUUCAAAUGUAUUGCUUUUAGCCAUUUUCAUGUAGAUUUGAUUGUGUGUUUUGGAUCAUUGUCUUGCCCCAUGGCCCAGCUGCUCUUCAGCUUCAGCUCACAGACAGAUGGCCUGACAUUCUCCUGUAGAAUUAUCUGAUACAGAACAGAAUUCAUGGUUCCUUCUUUUAAGGCCAGGUCCUGACGCAGCAAAGCAUCCCCAAACCAUCACACUAACACUAGCAUGCUUGGCCAUUGGUAUGAGGUUCUUACGGUGGAAUGCAGUGUUUGGUUUUUGCCAGGCAUAAUUGGACCCAUGUCGUCCAAAUAGUUGACUCAAGUUUGCCAAAAAGCACCUGGAAGCACUUGGAUGAUCAAGACUCUUGGAAUAAUGUUCUAUGGACAGAUGAUUCAAAAGUGUAAGGGGGCAAAUACUUUUUCACUGCACUGUAUAUCCCCUCUCCUUUGUAAAAUGCACCCCUACCCACCACUUUCUUUCUUAUUUCCCACUUCAGAUAAUACCAGCACUAAAACAAACAUUUCCGAGUGACCACUUGGAUUUGGUUGUAGGGCUUUCCACUGUAACAUUCGAGACAAGCCAACCUGUGCAACGCCCACGGCCUGAUGAAUGGUUUUCUAAUUACACAGCUCAACCUGCAUCAGAUUGCUGUUGUUUGUGUGCAUACGGCUCACCAGAAUGGGCUUUAGUUAUUGUGACGAUCACUAAACUGUAUUGUUAAAAAAAGAUUACGACCUUCUCAUGUUCUACUAUGGCAAUGACUGCACAGACACUGUUAACCUUAUUGUGGUAGAAUAACUAUCUGCUCGACCUAUGGGCAACGGACUAUGAAAACCCAUAGUUUUAAGGAUGUAUUCAGACAUACAGCACAGUCUCCAUGUAUACUGUUGAAGUUCCUAGUUGCCUUUGUAAGGCAUGUCUGUCUGUGACCCUACAGUAACUUAUCGUUGUAAUUUGAACUUGUCUGUGUUAUUGCAUUUGGAAUGAACAAACCGCCUAACGCCUAAACUGUUACUAGAUAUUUCAAUAAAGACUCAAGACACUUUU